AUGCCGCCCAUCCCCAUCCACCGCAACGACCCCAUAGCUCCCGUAGCCGCAAAACCAGACGGGAUAACCCCUCAAACCCAAACCGACGACGCUGCCGCAAACCCACCACCAACCCGCACAAACCCCGCCUACGCGCCCGCAACAACAACAGCCUCUUCCUCCUCUCCUCCGGCACCACAACCCGGCGCCCGCCCGCCCGCGCCCACAGGCUCCUCCCACGCCCCCUCAGACUCCACACCAGCGCCUCCACAACCAGGCGCCGCCCCAGGAAGCUACACAGCAACCCACCACAUCACCGAAACGCGCCUCGAUGGCCCGCCACCCCAAUUCCACAUCCCACCACCCAAAGACGCGCAACUAUCCGGCCGCUCAACAAUUCCCUCCACAGAGCCCAGUAGGCCGGGGCCUACAACACUGAACAUGGGUCCCGCGCAACCCGCCGCAUCACCGUAUCAGUGUGAGCACAGGGGAGGCGCGGUGCAGGAGUUGCCCAGGAGCAGUCUGGAGGGUCCGCCUGGGUACCAACAGGCCCCUGAUAAUACGCCGUACCAGGCAGGAGGAGGGAUGGGUGGACAGCAGGAUGGAAGUGGUACAGAUGGAGGCGUUGGAGGAGCGGCAUGGAAUAUGUUGGCAAAGGCUGGGGAGGCGUUGAAAAAGGGUGAAGAGGCGGCCUGGAAGGCUGUGAGGAAUAAGUGA
This is a messenger RNA of Trematosphaeria pertusa, 696 nucleotides long. RefSeq lists its product as uncharacterized. The record is from RefSeq and is a predicted model, not a curated record. The transcript has a single exon. Bases 1 to 696 code for a protein of 231 amino acids. Lineage: Eukaryota; Fungi; Ascomycota; Dothideomycetes; Pleosporales; Trematosphaeriaceae.